Spodoptera litura is the source of this 1167-nucleotide messenger RNA. RefSeq names its product small ribonucleoprotein particle U1 subunit 70K (gene snRNP-U1-70K). The record is from RefSeq and is a predicted model, not a curated record. Gene Ontology annotation, biological process: mRNA splicing, via spliceosome. Gene Ontology annotation, cellular component: U1 snRNP; U2-type prespliceosome; precatalytic spliceosome. Lineage: Eukaryota; Metazoa; Arthropoda; Insecta; Lepidoptera; Noctuidae. Gene Ontology annotation, molecular function: mRNA binding; U1 snRNA binding.
UGUUGUAAAUAAAAUUUUCAUUUCCAUGGCGGACGAAAGCGGAAAGCGUGUACGGUAGACUAGCCGUAUAUUUGUGUAGAAAUAACUCUGAAAAUAAUUUAAAUAGUUAUUGAUUAUUGUUUAUGUAUCUUUUUCAAGAUAUGAACUAGGUUUAAGAGUGUGUAAUGUGUGUAUUGAAGUGUUAGAAGUGGACUUUAAAGGUUUGGCAAAAUGACGCAGUUUUUGCCACCUAAUUUGUUGGCUUUAUUUGCCGCAAGGGAUCCGAUUCCUUAUUUGCCACCAGCAGCGAAGCUACCACACGAGAAGAAACAAAAGGGCUACGAUGGAGUUGGAGCAUUCCUCGACGUUUUUGAGCAUCCCUCUGAAACCCCGCCACCGACGCGCGUGGAGACGAGGGAAGAGCGCAUGGAACGCAGGCGUCGUGAGCGAGCGGAGCAGACAGCAUACAAGUUGGAACAGGAGAUAGCGCUGUGGGACCCCAGCACUAACCCUAAGGCCACUAUGGAUCCGUUCAAGACUUUGUUCGUGGCUAGGAUUAAUUACGACACAUCAGAGUCUAAACUAAGAAGAGAGUUCGAGGGAUACGGUGCAAUUAAAAAAAUUUGCAUGAUAUUCAACAAGGACAACAAUAAGCCCCGCGGUUACGCCUUCAUCGAGUACGAACACGAGCGCGACAUGCAUUCCGCGUACAAACACGCCGACGGCAAGAAGAUUGAUGGUAAGCGAGUGUUGGUCGACGUGGAACGAGCUCGCACUGUAAAGGGAUGGUUGCCGAGGCGGUUGGGCGGCGGACUCGGCGGCACUCGUCGUGGCGGCGCCGACGUCAACAUAAAGCACUCCGGCAGGGAGGACAACGAGAGGGAACGGGAGAGGUACAGGCUCGAACAGAGGGACAGGGACGACAGGCCCAGGCAUGAUAGACCUGGCAGUCGCCGCCGGUCGCGGUCGCGGUCGCGGCGUCGCUCGGCGUCGCGCUCGCGGCGCCGCGACAGGGAGCGCGAGCGGGACAGGGACGCGCGCGACAGGGAACCCGACGAGGCUGAGCGCAACAACGGUCGCCGGCGCCGGUCCCGCUCGCGCUCGGAGCGCCGCCGCGAGCGCCGCGACCGCGACAAGGACCGCGAGCGCGACCGCGACAAGAAACGCUCCCGGCGGGACAAGGAACGG